AUGUUAUCGUGGAAUCUUUCCUGCUCUCCUUCUAGGGGGCUCGUGAGAUCUGCGCGCGUGCAAUUGCGACCAGCAUCGAUUCAUCCCCAGUCAUGGCAAAUUUCUCUGCGUAGCCGACUUUCACGGCACUAUUCUCUCGCUACCAACGAUAACUCAUCGCCUGAAAGAUCUCUUCAAGUUCCCGCAUCGCCUAGGUUCAACGAGAUCGGUGUUCAGCAGCUGAGCGAUUAUGUAUAUCCUCAAGUAUUUCCCAGCAAAGCUCGCGUACCAGAUCCCGAACUCGUUGCCUUGUCCAGAGACCACUUGACCAGACACGACCUCCUCGGAAAGUCCCAAUCAGCAGAUCCCAUCGCAUUUGAUCUGCCCCCUCUCCAUGGACAGACUCUGGAUGAGCAUUUCUAUAAGCUGGGCAUGGAUGCAUCGGAACCAUAUCUGACCUUCGCCAAGUCUUAUGCAGCCGUGAAUUGUCCCACAAAACCGCGCAAGUGGGUGAAACGCAGUGGAUGGACCAAAUACAACCCAGAUGGCUCUUCGGAGCCUGUGGAUGCUCCGGAUGAGGAGAUGCUCACAUUCGAUACGGAGGUUAUGUACAAGGACAAUCCUUUUGCAGUCAUGGCUUGCGCUGUCAGCCCGACAAGCUGGUAUGCAUGGCUCUCGCCGUGGCUUCUGGGUGAAACUGAGGAGAAAAUACACCUGAUACCGUUGGGCGACCCCUUGAAGCCCCGGAUAGUGGUAGGACACAAUAUUGGAUAUGACCGUGCCCGGGUCCUUGAGGAAUAUGACAUGCGCCAAUCGCACAACUUCUUCGUGGACACAAUGUCUCUUCAUGUCGCUGUGAAUGGAAUGUGUUCGCAGCAAAGGCCUACGUGGAUGCGUCAUAAGAAGAACAAAGACCUACGCGACAAAAUUGCCAGCGACCACAAUUCUGCCGAACUCGCUUCAUUGCUUGAGAAUAACAUGCUACGUGAGGAGGAGGAAGAAUUAUGGGUCGGUCGAAGCUCAGUGAAUUCUUUGCGGGAUGUGGCAAAGUUUCAUUGCGAUGUUACCAUCGACAAGGCACAGAGAGAUUUCUUUGGCGAGCUUGACAGAGAAUCUCUGUUGGCGAAAUGGGAGGAACUAGUGGACUACUGUGCUGCAGAUGUCGCCAUUACCCACCGCGUCUACCGCAAAGUUUUCCCCAAUUUUCUCGAGACUUGCCCCCAUCCUGUUAGCUUCGGCGCUCUGCGACACUUGUCCUCCGUCAUUCUUCCAGUCAAUCAAACUUGGCAAGAAUACCUUGCCAAGGCCGAGGAAACAUACCACAAACGACUCGAUGAUGUCCAACGGAAACUUGUUGAACUAUGCAACGAAGCUUUGAAGAGCAAAGAUCAGCCUGAUGUUUAUACAAGUGAUCCUUGGUUGCAACAGCUGGACUGGUCCGGCCAAGAGAUCAAAAUGGUGAAGGGAAAGAAGAAAGGCGAUCCUCCUCGCCCAGCGGCGCGUCAAAAGAAGCCAGGUAUGCCCAAGUGGUACAAGGAUCUUUUCCCCAGCAGCAAUGCGGACAUCAGUUUGACGGUGCGGACUCGAAUUGCGCCUAUCCUACUCAAGCUGUCGUGGGAUGGAUAUCCACUCAUCUGGUCUGACAAGCACGGCUGGACCUUUCGCGUUCCUCGUGACCAAGUUAAAAAAUACGAAAAUCAGCCAGUUGUACUUUGUGACAUGACCGAAGAGAAGUUUCAGCAGUUGCGGGACGACAGAAAAAACGUUUACUUCAAGAUCCCACAUAAAGAUGGCCCCCAGGCCAGAUGCACCAAUCCGCUGGGUAAAGGUUACAUGCAAUAUUUCGAACGCGGGAUCUUAUCGUCACAAUUCGAGCUUGCCAAGGAAGCUUUGGACAUGAAUGCCUCUUGCUCAUAUUGGAUCAGUGCUCGAGACCGGAUCAUGAGUCAGAUGGUAGUCUACCAGGACCAAGUCAAAUUGGCGGAUUCUGGAAGCAAGGAUGAGAACCGACUGGGGUUCAUCUUGCCCCAGAUCAUCCCAAUGGGCACUAUUACUCGUCGCGCGGUGGAGAAUACUUGGCUCACUGCAAGCAAUGCCAAAAGCAACCGAGUCGGCUCAGAGCUCAAGGCCAUGAUCAAAGCCCCACCUGGAUACUCGUUUGUCGGCGCAGAUGUUGAUUCUCAAGAGCUUUGGAUAGCCAGUCUUGUCGGUGAUGCAUCUUUCCAGAUACACGGAGGCAAUGCCAUCGGUUUCAUGACACUGGAGGGCGCCAAGGCUGCGGGAACCGAUCUGCACUCUCGCAGUGCGCAGAUUCUGGGAAUCUCCCGUAAUGAUGCCAAGGUCUUCAACUAUGGGCGUAUCUAUGGAGCAGGCGUCAAGUUUGCUGCUACUCUCCUCCGUCAAUUCAAUCCGUCAUUGACCGAGAGGCAAACACAAGAGACAGCGGCGAAUCUGUACAAGGAGACCAAGGGUAUACGAACUUCGCGUCGACUUCUCAGUGACUCCCCAUUCUGGCGAGGUGGAACUGAAUCAUUUGUGUUCAACAAGCUGGAGGAAUUCGCCGAUCAGGAAAAACCACGAACUCCCGCUUUGGGGGCUGGGAUUACAGAGGCCCUCAUGCGACGUUUCAUCAACAAAGGCAGCUUCAUGACAUCUCGCAUCAACUGGGCUAUUCAAUCAUCUGGGGUAGAUUAUCUCCACCUUCUCAUUGUCGGAAUGGAUUAUCUGAUUCGACGAUUCAACAUUCACGCUCGCUUGUCAAUCACCGUCCAUGAUGAAAUCAGAUACCUGGUCAAGGACGAGGACAGAUAUCGCGCAGCUCUAGCUCUGCAGAUCGCCAACGUCUGGACCCGUGCUCUCUUCUCACAGCAAGUGGGCAUCGAUGAUCUUCCUCAGUCUUGUGCUUAUUUCUCCGCCGUUGACGUUGACCAUGUGCUGCGAAAGGAGGUCGACAUGGACUGCGUCACACCUUCGCAUCCUGACAAGAUUCCUCACGGUGAAACUUUAGACAUUUCGCAGAUUUUAGAUCAAGGCCAGCGAGCUUUGCUGGAUCCUUCCAUCACACCGACAUCUUCUCCUCACCCCGAGAAGUACACCUACACGCCGCGAGAGUCCGUCAUGUCAACUUUCGAGCCAUCUGAUGUAGCAUUUAUCAAAGCCCAGAUCACCAAAGAUGACAAAGAGGUGCGCGACAUUAUCAAAGAGAAAACUCGCUCGGCCCCAGCCACCAAACCUUCAACUACACGCUCUUCAACCAAAAGUUCGGGCAAAACCAACGGCUGGGCUUCUGCACAACCCCAGAGUGCAGUCCUGAUGGAUAUGGAAUCCGGUCUAUAUCCCGAUUUUCGUACUCCCCCUCGCACUUCUACACAUGCAGGCAGGCAACCACAAGUUGGAUUCGAUCGAUCUACUUGGAAACCACGGCCAUUUGCUCGGGCCUGA
Messenger RNA from Penicillium pulvis, 3420 nucleotides. Its product is annotated as DNA-directed DNA polymerase gamma MIP1. The transcript is spliced from 2 exons. Lineage: Eukaryota; Fungi; Ascomycota; Eurotiomycetes; Eurotiales; Aspergillaceae. The coding region runs from base 1 to 3420 and encodes 1139 amino acids. The record is from RefSeq and is a predicted model, not a curated record. Gene Ontology annotation, cellular component: mitochondrion; gamma DNA polymerase complex. Gene Ontology annotation, biological process: mitochondrial DNA replication. Gene Ontology annotation, molecular function: DNA-directed DNA polymerase activity; DNA binding; 3'-5' exonuclease activity.